Molecule: messenger RNA, 159 nt
Organism: Verticillium alfalfae VaMs.102
Lineage: Eukaryota; Fungi; Ascomycota; Sordariomycetes; Glomerellales; Plectosphaerellaceae
Exons: 1
Coding region: 1-159 (52 amino acids)
Source: RefSeq, a predicted model, not a curated record
AUGGUCAAGGCGUGGAGGGCGGGAGAGAUGAUUGCGCAAAUGCUUCUGGAUGAGACACUUGGUGAUGAAUUUCCCAAAUCGAUGAUGAUUGCGGCUGCUCGCAUGAAAGCCUUGCGGACCUCUCUGAGGGAGAACUCGGAGGUUCCGCCGCGCCUCUGA